This is a messenger RNA of Closterium sp. NIES-65, 606 nucleotides long. The record is from the annotation of a GenBank genome assembly. Lineage: Eukaryota; Viridiplantae; Streptophyta; Zygnematophyceae; Desmidiales; Closteriaceae.
AUGGCCCCACUUAGGCUCCGCUACGGCCCCGUCGCAGCCCCGCUACUCACGGACCACUUCCUCUCAGUUUGCCCCACCACUCUCACCGUUGACCUCAUCGAGAAGGCCCUCCUAGCGAUAGAGAAGAGCAUAGUCGCUGUAGGAGCCUCUUGUGGUGACCCUCGCACCCCCGUCUUUGAGGGGUGUUCUCCCUCCCCCCUCUUGCCCUCUGUUGCCUCUACUGCUGCGGCCGACCUUGCUGGUUUCGAGUCGAUUAGCACUGCGUCUGCCCCAAGCGGGAGAUGCUGCACCGGCAAGGGCAAAGGGGGCAAGGGCGCUGGAGGGGCUAGAGGGGGCGGUGGAGGUGGUGGUGGAGGCGAUGGAAGGAGUGGGGGUAGUGGUGGGAGUGGUGCUAGGGGUGGCGACGGCGGCGGCAGCAAUCGAGGCGGCGAAGGCGGUGGAGCUGGCGGAGAGAGCGGAGGCGGCGGAGGUGGUGGAGGAGGCGGAGGCGGAGGAGGCGGCAGAGGCGGCGGAGGCGGCGGCGGCGGAGGCGCCGGUGGUGGAGCGAGUCGCGACUCUACGCAGAGGAGUGGCGCUGGUGGUGGUCAGCGCCAGCAGCAGCAGUAG